GGCUUCUCUUUCACGCUACUCUCCUCUCACUCGCUCGCUCGCUCGCUUCUCCGCCGCACCGUCUCCCGUUUCUCCGGCAUCUCCCUUUCUCCGGGUUUUCCAUUUGCACACCAGAUGUCUGUUGAUCUCUGCAAGAAGAAUCCAUCUUUCUUUUGGUGCGAUUGUGGUUUUAUGAGCAGGGGGAGGCUGUGGUGCUUCCAAUCGAUCUUGUUCAGACAUUGGACUUGACUCUUGAUCUUUUGUUUCCCCUUUUUUUCUUUCUUUCUUCCCUUUUCUAGUAAGAUUUCUUGCUGGAUUCUCCAAAUCCCUUUCUGUUUGUUGCUGUUUAAUACAAUUUGCUUGUGCUGGUGCUUUUUUGCUAAUUUGAAGCAAAAGCACCAGGCAUCGGAUUUCAGAAGUUCUCUCGUAUUGUAAGGAGGGAUCGGGAUCCUAGGAAAGUGUUUCCCUUUUGGGUCUUCCAAUGGUGAAGACUCACUUAGCUCCUGGAUUUCGGUUUCAUCCGACUGAUGUUGAAUUGGUGAAGUAUUACCUAAAGAGGAAAGUGACGCGGAAAAAGCUCCGAGUUGAAGCCAUCGCAGAAAUCGACAUUUACAAGUUCGAACCUUCGGAUUUACCAGAUAAAUCUUAUCUAAAGACUGGAGAUCUUAAGUGGUACUUCUUCUGCCCAAGAGGAAAGAAAUAUGCCAGUGGGGUUAGGAAGAACCGUACAACUGGAUUUGGUUACUGGAAGAUCACAGGGAAGGAUAGAGCUGUUCUUUGCAAUAACGAAAUUGUGGGAAUUAUAAAAACCCUGGUGUACCAUUGUGGCAAGUCUCCUCGAGGUGAACGAACUGAUUGGGUUAUGCACGAAUACAGGCUUGAAGACAAGGAACUGGCUCAGAUGGACGUCGCUCAGGAUGCUUACGUGCUAUGUGUUCUCUUUAAGAAAGAUGGUCCUGGACCGAGAAAUGGAGCUCAAUAUGGGGCUCCAUUUAAGGAAGAGGAAUGGAGUGAUGGGGAAGAAGACGAAGAGGAAGAUACUGACAAUGUUGCAUCAGCUUUGCCUUCUGUAAAUGUGCCCGGGCCUUGCAAAGAAACCAGUCUGAUUGCUACAUCCUCACAGUCACAUGUCCGAAAGGAUUUUGGUGUUGGAAUGAUAUCAGAGUCAUGUGUCUCUGAUAUGGUACCAACUGUUAACAUGCCUCUGCCUCCGAAUGGUGCAGAUAACACUCCAAGGCCUUCUUCACCUCUUCUCGAUUUUAAUAGCUCACGAACUUUGACAGUGGCCACUCAGAAUCCUGGGGAUGAUGAUAUAUAUCCAAUGCUGGGUUUCUUUGUUGAUGAUGAGAGUUUCGGUUUUGGUGGGUAUUCUCUAAAUGAGGCAAGACAUGAGUCCGGAGUUCCAAGAGAUGGGGAACUUCCUCGUUGCUUGGAGGUAGAUGACGUUUUCAGCGGACUUCCAGAACUGAACAGCUUCUAUCAAGUGCCAGGCGUGGCCCCACAUGGCAACCCUUAUGAGGAUAUACAAUUGUUCCUAGAGCUAGGGGAUCUGGCCGAGCCGUUGACUGUUCCUGUAGCUCAAUCUGAGAAUUUGGGCGACUCAGAAAGCAUCUGUCUGGUUCAGGAUGAGUUUGGAUUCUUUGCCGAUCCCUCGUGCUUCGAGAUGCUGUCUGGUCAAAGUCAAUCACAGCCGACCCAGCCAUUUUCCGGCAACUCGAAGUAACAUUUGGAAGUGAUCAGCAGAAACAUUGUGAAGGCUUCUGCUGCCUGAUUACUCUCUACUCUCUGAUGUGGUCGGAAGUCAGAAUUUUUCAGACAAACCAUGAUCGAAUUGUUCGGAAAUACAUUGUUAGCGGGUUUUACCUAUUUUGGUUAAAUCUACUCUGCUUCUUAUCGUUUUGUAGACGCAUGCACGUGAAUGCGAUUACAGUGAUUCUAUG
Molecule: messenger RNA, 1919 nt
Organism: Tarenaya hassleriana
Lineage: Eukaryota; Viridiplantae; Streptophyta; Magnoliopsida; Brassicales; Cleomaceae
Product: NAC domain-containing protein 82-like
Exons: 5
Coding region: 461-1702 (413 amino acids)
Biological process (GO): regulation of DNA-templated transcription
Molecular function (GO): DNA binding
Source: RefSeq, a predicted model, not a curated record